AUGGAAGAAAAGCGACUGUUGGGAGAUUUUGUUGUGAAAUCCGAAAAGAGACAACACCGCGCAAAGCACUGGCUCAUCCUUCCGUUGGUGGCGCUAUUAGGUCUCCUGACAAUUAGAAAUCGCUUCAAAACAUGCCCGUCUCAACCCAAAUCAGAGUAUCUCAAAUAUGAAGGCGAAAACAUCAGCUGGGAAAACUGUGGAAACGUCGAGGGUAUCCCCGUCGAGUGCAGUAGAAUCGAUGUCCCUAUGGAUCAAUUCAACCCAGACAACCCAGCAGAUAAGACCUUCUCCAUCCCAAUCAUUCGUAUGCGGGGCCAAAAUGCGACCCAAAACAUUUUGAUCAACCCCGGCGGGCCCGGAGGAAGUGGUCUUUCAUUGAUGUAUCAAGCUGGUCCUCGACUCAAAACUUUGAUUGGCGAAGGUUUCCACUUAGUGUCUUUCGAUCCCCGUGGAGUGAACAGUUCGACCCCACAAAUUUCAUGCUACCCCGACGCCUCAACUCGACAGCGACUGAGUCCCGUCCGGUCGCGAAACAUCGAAGCGGACAGCCCGGGGGUAUUUGCUUGGACGCAGAACUUCGUGAAAACGUGUAUUGAUACGGCCGGGGAGCACCUUGGCUACGUGAACACCCCGCAGGUAGCCGCUGAUAUGAACAGCAUCAUCGAUGCUCUCGGUCAGAAGGAUAUGUUAUUCUAUGGAAUAAGCUAUGGUACAAUAAUCGGACAAACAUAUGCAGCAAUGUUUCCCGAAAGAUGCAAACGAAUUAUCAUCGACGCUGUGGCGAACGCGUUUGAGUGGUACGGAGAGGGCUUUGAGGGCGCAUCGUCUUUAGUUAACACCGAUGCGGUGCUUGACGGGUUUUUUGGCGAGUGUAUCAAGGACGGCCAAGAAAGCUGUUCUUUAGCCAAACUCGCAGACUCGAAAGAGGAAUUGCGUGACUUGGUGAUGUCAAAAAUGAAGGAGCUUCAACAGCAACCGCUCAGCGUCUAUCUGAACAACACAAACCAUGGACUGCUGACCUUUGAUGAUAUCUGGUAUAGUGGUUUCUUUAAGACUCUUUAUACCCCCCAAAAAUGGGCUGGGCUAGCGGACAAGAUCUAUGAUCUGAUACUAGGGAAUGCGACCGACGCGUUUUUAGCUUACAAUAGCGGCGCACAGAAAUGGACCGUUGACGACACAGAUUCAGUGGUGGAACUCAACGAUGGUCUUCUUACAGGCCCGGGGUACUGGCCUCAAGAUAGACAGUCAAUAUUGGAUCAUAUGUUACUGUUGUUCAACGCUAGCCUGUUCGAUGCCUGGCAGGACAAGAUAUUUUAUCAACGACAACAGUGGACCCUCCCAAAGAGACACUCGUUCACCCCGCCAAAGACAGCCAUAACGGCACAUCCAAUCCUGAUUAUGUCGACUACUUAUGACCCAGUCUGUCCCCUUAUUGGGGCACAUUCUGCCAAUGAAGUUUUUGAGGGCUCUCAAGUUGUCGAAGUCAAGGGCUACGGGCAUUCGACAAUCGCAGUCCCCUCCAUGUGUGUUGCAAAACACAUGCGUGCAUACCUUUAUGAAGGUAAACUACCCGAUGGAUACACGCAAUGCGAUGGGGAUUCACCAACAUUCACCAAUUCGGAUGAAGGCGGUAAGUCGAUUGCCCAGAAAGGCUUUGAACAUUCAGAUGAUCGAAAAAUUCACUUAGCACAGAUGGAGCUCGCCAGGAAUUGGGAAUUCAGAGCACCUCACUUAAUCUAG
Penicillium angulare is the source of this 1740-nucleotide messenger RNA. Its product is annotated as alpha/beta hydrolase. The coding region runs from base 1 to 1740 and encodes 579 amino acids. The record is from RefSeq and is a predicted model, not a curated record. The transcript has a single exon. NCBI's taxonomy places the organism in Eukaryota, Fungi, Ascomycota, Eurotiomycetes, Eurotiales, Aspergillaceae.